GCGGAAACAUCGAAACCCACACGCCAUUCAUCCUGUCAAUGGCAGAGACCUCGCGAUUGAGGGCUAUUUAUGGCGCCGACGGGCAGAGAUAAAGUGCCUGUCCCGGACACACGAUGCAGCUGGUCGUCCCAAUCCGUGUGUUGAACUCAGAUUACCACUACACUGAGCGGCGUGGCCCUUUCGAAAGCGAGCAACACCUGUGCUAUUUCUGGGCGGCCAUGUUAUGAAGCGCUUAGAAGAUAUUAGCCAAAGAAUUAACCAAGCAUGUGAGCAUUGACCCAACCAGGGCGAAUAUAAUAUUAUUCUAUAGCCCUCGGGCGUGACGAUCUGCAUAUUUUCUUCAGGAGCUGGUCUCUUUGCACGUUUUUGUCGAUUUACCAUGUUCUUCAUAUGCUCGUUGGUUUUCUAUGUUUCGACCGUUGUACAUGCAGCAUUGACGACCACAGAGAACCACUGGGUCUACCCGACCGAUGUGUAUAUUUUCCGGCUGGGUGACAAGAUCACGCCGUCGUUCGUGACUAACCUCACGGGUCCCUAUGAUGUUACGUUGUGGCAAUCAUGGCCGACGAUGAACGGUGCCGACAACCUUCAAGUCGUGAAAUCGUAUCCUGCGGGAAGUCAAGGUCAACAACAAUCCGAUUGGACUGUACAGAUCUAUGGAGCAGAUAUGAAUUUCUGUAAUUUAUUUCUGCUCUGGGUCAAUCAGAAAGGAGAAGCAAGUGGAUUAGACAGCUUCACGUCGUGGCCGUUCAACAUCACGGCGAAGGCAGCGUCGGCGGGUUCCAGCUCACAGCAAGCAAUCAGCCAAAUGACCACGGCCAACAAUAAUUGGCCAACUAUCACAUUCUCAAGUUUACCACCUGGAGCCGUUCCGACGUCGAUCGUGAUGGAUACUCGUAUUUCUACUCAUUCGGUCACCUCUGUCGCAUCGGGCGCGGUAAACAUCGGCUCUCCUCAAGCUAACAUGAGUACGAAUGCGUCAGCUGCAACAACAUCGACAUUAUCAGCAAGCAUGCAGACAUCCUCCGCAGAUGCAACUGCAGCCAGCGACGUAGCCAUCAAAGUUGGCAUGGGUGUCGGGCUUGGUGUCGGAAUACCCUUGGUUCUGUUGCUGGCCGCGAUCGUGUUCCGACUUUACAGUCGAGGAAAGGCGGCGUCGCCAUCGAUUACGGAUUCAUUGCAGGAUAAGCUGGUCCCUCCGGUUGAACCUAUGGGUCGUCCUGCUGUGUACGAGAAACAUGCCGACGUCGCUGCGACGGAGUUGCCGGUACAUCACCAUCAAAUGCCAUAUCAACAUUAUCACGAAGCGCCGGCUGGCUGGCGGCCGGCGGAGAUGGAGUCAUGAUCGAUGAUAUGAUGAAUUGGCAUCGAGCGAUAUAUGAUGGGAUUUUAUCGUUGAAGUAUUCGGCUGCUAAAACCUUCGUGUAAUCAUGCAUAAAUACGCAUUGCCGUGCUAAGCCGAAAGAGGGCCUCGCAAGGUCGUAGUAGUUUAAUUUCCGGGAAGAUUGAACAAAUAUGUCCGUCACGCUACUUUUAGAUUGGCUGUGACUGUGAGUUAUCGACCGACGCGAU
Molecule: messenger RNA, 1572 nt
Organism: Dissoconium aciculare CBS 342.82
Lineage: Eukaryota; Fungi; Ascomycota; Dothideomycetes; Mycosphaerellales; Dissoconiaceae
Exons: 2
Coding region: 380-1345 (321 amino acids)
Source: RefSeq, a predicted model, not a curated record